Emys orbicularis (European pond turtle) is the source of this 2424-nucleotide messenger RNA. Its product is annotated as von Willebrand factor A domain-containing protein 5A-like. The transcript is spliced from 17 exons. The record is from RefSeq and is a predicted model, not a curated record. NCBI's taxonomy places the organism in Eukaryota, Metazoa, Chordata, Testudines, Emydidae. Bases 1 to 2424 code for a protein of 807 amino acids.
AUGACGCAGUGCGGCCUCCUGACCGGCUCCAACAAGCCGGUGCCACUGCGCAGCGGUUCGGUGACGGUGCUGAUCCGAGGCUUUGUUGCGGACGUGGGCUGCGAGCUGCUCUACAGGAACGAGGAGCCGGGGCCAGUGGAGGCCGUGUUCAUGUUCCCUGUGGAUGCCGAGGCGGCCGUCUACUCCUUCCAGGCCCGCCUGGGGGGCACCUGCAUCCAGGCCCAGCUCCACGAGAAGAAACAGGCGCAGGAGCUGUACGGGGACGCGCUGGCCGGGGGCCAGAGCUCGUUCCUGCUGCAGCAGGAGGGGACCGGGGGUGACGUUUUCAGCUGCUCCCUGGGUAACCUGCCCCCCGGGGAGGAGGCGGCGCUGACCCUGCGCUACGUCUGCGAGCUGCCGCUGGAGCCCGAUGGAGCCGCCCGCUACGUGCUGCCGGCCGUGCUGCGUCCCCGCUACACGCCCCAUGGGUGGGACGGGGAGGACGUCACCCAGGGGGUCCCGCGAGUCCCCCAGGGGGAGCUGCCCUACACCCUGAACCUGAGCGUCACGCUGCAGUCGCCCCACGGCAUCGACCACGUGCUCUCCAACUGCCCCCUCACCCCCCUGAGCUAUACGGCCGGGAACCAGACCACCGCCCAGGUGUCACUAUCCGAGGCCCCCCCGUGGGACCGGGACGUGGAGCUGCUGGUGUAUUACGCGGAGCCGCACAAACCCAGCGCGGUGCUGGAGGCUGGAAUGCCCGGAGUGGAGCCAGGCUCCCUGAUGGGCGACCCAGCCGUGAUGGUGACCCUGCUGCCCAGCCUGCCCGAGGUGGUGCCAGGCCAGAGCUUGGCCGGGGAGUUCAUCUUCCUGCUGGACCGCUCCAGCAGCAUGGGGUGCCCCAUGGACAGACUAGACCACUCCCGCCAGCGCAUCGACUGCGCCAAGGAGACCCUGGUCCUGCUGUUGAAGAGUUUGCCCCUGGGCUGUUAUUUCAACAUCUAUGGCUUUGGGUCUUGGUUCGAGUCCUUCUACCCGCAGAGCGUGGGAUACACCCAACAGACCAUGGCCGAGUCCCUGCAGCGCGUCCAGCAGCUCCAGGCCGACCUGGGGGGCACAGAGAUCUUGGCGCCGCUACGAGCCAUUUACCACAGCCCCUGCCUGGAUGGGCACCCGCGCCAGCUGUUCGUGUUCACAGACGGGGAGGUGGGGAACACCCAGGACGUCAUCACCGAGGUGCAGCGUCACCAGGGGGCCCACAGGUGCUUCUCCUUCGGCAUCGGGGAAGGGGCCUCCACAGCUCUGAUCAAAGGCAUCGCCUGGGCAGCAGGGGGCAGCGCCGAGUUCAUCACAGGCCAGGACCGCAUGCAGCCCAAGGCCCUGCAGUCUCUGAAGCGGGCCCUGCAGCCGGCCGUGACUGGGAUCUCGCUGAGCUGGGAUCUGCCACCCGGGAUGGAGGCGGCGCUGCUGGGCUGGGGUCCUGAGGUGAUCUUCCCUGGGCAGCGGUGCCUCAUCUACGCCCAGCUCCACGGGCAGCCCCAGCCCCCAGACACUGCCAUGGGGGGCGUCACCCUGCAGUACCGCAUCCAGGACCAGACCUACAAGGAGACGCUGCAGUUCCCCCUGCAGCCACAGGAUGGAGACAGGCUGCCCGUUCACCGGCUGGCAGCCAAGUCGCUGCUGCUGGAGCUGGAGGGGGCCAUGGACACCGGGUCGGAGGGGGAUCGGCGCCGGGUGCUGGAGACCAGCCUGAGCUCGGGGGUCGUCUGCUCCCUCACGGCCUAUGUGGGGGUGGACACAGAGCGGACGCAGCCGGUGCAGGGGCCGCUGGUGAGAUGGGGCAUCCCGCUCACAGAGUUCGAUUUGAUGGCAGGACAUUUGCCGUACAUUUUCCCUUGCCUGGACGAAGGCAACCAACGCUCCAUCACCUUGCGCAAUGUGGUGGCUGUGGAGCACGUGAACCACUGCGUAAAGCGGCGCCUCCCUCGGACGUGCCUGUUCUGGCUCUGCUGCCUCCCAGAGUUCAUCUGGGGGAGCCUCCGACGCGAGGGCAAGAAGUCCUGCAUACACGGCGCCCCGCCGGAGACCGCACCCCAGGAAGAGCGGGCACCGGAGGAGUCUCCCUUGCUGAGGCUGGUGUCUCUUCAGAAUGCUGAUGGCUCGUGGGACCUGGACCCCCGGCUGGCUGCCGCACUGGGGGUGAGCGAGACCGAUGCCAGAGGGAGGAUGCCCAUUGAGGAUGUGGCCCCCGGCGUCUGGGCCACGGUGCUGGCCGUGGUCUGGCUGCACGGCCGGGCCGCAGGGCAGCGCGACGAGUGGGAGCUGCUGGAGGCCAAGGCUGUGGUCUGGGUGCGAGGCCGAGCAGGUCCCUGGCUGAGCGAAUGCCUGGAAGCUGCCAACACUCUGCUGGGGUGCAUCGUUGGCCCUGCCGUCUUUGGGCUCUGA